Molecule: messenger RNA, 1279 nt
Organism: Lobosporangium transversale
Lineage: Eukaryota; Fungi; Mortierellomycota; Mortierellomycetes; Mortierellales; Mortierellaceae
Exons: 5
Coding region: 236-940 (234 amino acids)
Source: RefSeq, a predicted model, not a curated record
CACCGUUGUCUUCUUACCUUUUAUCACAACCUACUCUUACUCUCCUUCCUUCACCCCUCCGUCCCGCCCCUUACCCCCCUACCCCUACCCCCUACCCCUUCACCGCCAUUGCUGGCCCCCCACACCUGAUUGACAUCAACUACCAGCCCUCAUACCUGAAAAGACUACACUCCGUCUUAUUUGUCCCACUCACCCUAAGAAAAAACAUCUCCGUCCUCUUCCCUUCUUUUUCAUCAUGAAGUUCGCAGCUGCCCUUUUGAUCCUCGUUUCACUCGUUGCUUCGGCUACCGCCCACAUAGCUCUACUGUACCCCACUCCUCGUGGUGGUUAUGGCACCAAGGCCUACAAUGGUCGUGUCCAUACCUGGAUUGGUUACAAAGAUAAGACCUGGACACAACGUUUCCCCUGCGGCGGAUACCCUCCAGGCCCUGUCACCAGAAUGAAGGCUGGACAGGUCAUUCCUGUACGCUUUUUGGCAUCUAGUAUGAAAGCGAAGGACAUAAAGAGCCAGCCCAAGUUAACGAGCCCUAACCGCCAGUUCUCUCAGGCUCGCCAUGGUGGUGGAACUUGCGAGUUCUCGCUAUCGUACGAUGGUGGAAAGACAUACCGACUUAUCGGUAGAUACACCAGAUCUUGCCCUGAUGCAUACUACGAGUGGCCCGUUAGAAUCCCCAAAAACGUUCCUUCUUGCACCAAGAAGAACCAGUGUCUCUUCGUCUGGUCUUGGACUGCCAACAUCCUUGCUCAGUACUACCACAACUGCGCUGAUAUUUACUUGACUGGUGUGAAAGGUGGCAAGUUGCCCAAGGAGGGUAUCUCCAUUGUUGACUUCAAGCCUUACAAGAUGCGUGUCACUGCUCCUGGUGACGGCAGCAAGCACAAGGCUGGUCCUGGUCCCACCAAGAAGCAGAUCAACGAUAACAUGAACGGCAGAUACUAAGUGCUUGUAAAUCAGUUUCGCGUUCUUGACCCUUUUUCGUUGAUUAUGAUAAAAAAAAAAAAAAAGUCAUAUCCCUGUAGUUUUACUUUUUGAUUUUUAUUUGAAUAUCCCUCCAGACUUUUUUUUUCUUCACCUCCUUUCCUAUUCCUUUCAGUUGACCUGAAAAAGAAAGUGUAAAAUAGGUGUAAGAUAGAAAGAUAAAGGCGACUCGCAUAGUUAAGGCUUAUAUGGAUGAUGUAACAUUGGUCCCUGGCGGAUUGAUAAUAGAACUAUUUAUAAGUCUUAGUUGUUUGUUCAAAGUGUUUGAAUAAAUAGAUAAAUAAAAUUACAUGUUAUGAC